Molecule: messenger RNA, 1032 nt
Organism: Funneliformis mosseae
Lineage: Eukaryota; Fungi; Glomeromycota; Glomeromycetes; Glomerales; Glomeraceae
Source: the annotation of a GenBank genome assembly
AUGGAUCUUUGUUCAAAUUUAGAAGAAAACAAACAACGAUUUGAUUCUGGUAAUAUUAAUGAGGAUGAAUAUAACGAACGUCGAAAGUCGAUCCUAAAUAAAUGGAAGGAAGACAUCACCACGAAUAAGUAUGGAUCUUCUUCACACUCUCGUGAAUCAGACUUGUAUGGGGUUCUCCAAUUAACGCGCAGCGCAACUAUAGCUGAAAUUAAAACAAACUACAGGAAACUCAGUCUGGAGUACCAUCCAGAUAAGAAUUGCGGUACUGAAACUGAAGAGUGGUACAGGCUUUCAAUGGCAUAUAAAAUCCUCUCAGAUGAGAACAGGCGCGCUCUUUAUGACCGUUACGGAACAAUUAAUGACGGAGGAGACUCCUGGAAACCCUAUAUUGGCGAUUUGGAAAAUGGCUUCGGACUAUUCUCAUAUGUAGAUGAUAAGAGUUUACCUGAACUAAAAUACAUAACAUCAACUGAGCAAAAAGAACGUCGUCAUCACAUUCGUAUAUCCAACAUUGUCAAUUACUUGCAAGAUAAACUUUCUCGAUUCCCAGAGCAAGACAAUUCUUCAGAGUUUGAAUCGUUUAAGCAAAGUCUUCGCCUAGAAACUCUGAAACUUGUUGAGGAACCUAACGGCGAGAAUUUACUAUCCUUAUUAGGUAGUAUUUACGUAUCAAAGGCCGAAGCCCAUCUAACCGGAAUUUAUUUGUUUGAUCGGCUUAAUUGGAUUAUAAAAUUGAUUCCAACUUUGAGUGAGAUCUUUGGAACGGGAGAUGAGGUCACAAAAGUAGCUUGGCUUUUUUCAAAGUUAGAAAUAUCUUCUAUCGCACGUGAAACCUGUGAGAAAGCCUUAAAUAACAAGGAUUACGAUAACCAUCGUCUUGCCGAUUCACUUAAAAUCUUGGGAGGUUUAUGGGUACAGACAAGCGAGCAAAAUUCGACGUUUAUUUGGAAAAAUACAAACAUAAAGAUGUUCUUGGCUUUGUGUCUAUUUAUUGUUCCAUUAAUGUGUGACAAUUUCAGAAAUACAUAUUAA